AUAGGUCACACCGAAAACAUUUUUAAGGCAAAAAUCUAAAAAAAAGAUUGCAUCCAAAAUGUUAACCUACCAGAAAACAACAUUUUGUUAGUUGUUACACACUAGCUUUAACAAAUCUUCAGAAUGAAGAAGAGGGAAAGCACAUAAUAUAAAAGGUGCAACUCAAAGAAAGAAAGGCAUAGCCCUAAAAAUACAAACAAUUUCCCUGCUUGAUUCCUGCACUUAGCUUUUGUAUGAUGGGAGAGCAAAAGGUAGCACCGGGCUCACCUCUCAUUGUCCUUUAGCCAACCUCCAUCCUCCAGCUCAAACUUUGGCCCUUUGCCUCAUGCCUCAAGCCAGCCCGUGAUGCUCAGCGACAGUAUAGUAGUAGCCGACACACUGGGCAUACGAUUCCCUCACCAGUCACCCCCCCACAAAACCCCAGGAAAAAAUAAUAUGAACUGUUGAUGCUGCUCCCAUUCAGAGCUUAGCUCCAUUGCAUUCAUCUGCACAUGCUCUCUGAGCUCCUUGCAAGCUGGCCUCUGCAUUCUCAGCAGUGACAGUGAGUUGCUGCUCAAAGCAAUCUUGCUGCAGAGGUGAUGCUUGGUUAACAACCUGACGAUGCGAUUGUUCUGCAGUUGUGUUGCCAGUUCCUGAAGAAAGGGAGCAACUCUGGUGAGGUUUGCUGCAGGGGGAGAAGAGGCAUUAGCAUCCAGUGCUUGCUUGCUGGGGGGUGAAAACAACUUGUGGUCUACCACUCAGAUCCCUGUGCAGGGUUGGACAUUGUGGCACAGCACAUUUUUUUUCUGGUCACCGGUAGCUAUCUCAAUAACUAUAGAUCUUCUCAGCUCAGCUCCUGCGAGUUCAGUUAGUUGCUGCUUCAUUUUGCUCCCUGCAUCCAGAGCUCAGACAUAAAUCCUCUUCCAGAUUUUGCAGACAUUUCUUUUAGUGUUCUUGAUUAAGAAGGCAGAAAGAUUAACAGGUGGAGAAAAAGUUUCUGCAUUUCUGAUCAUUUGGUCAGCAUUUCUGCACUUGCUGUCCUCCAUCAAGCUGCUGUUCAUCGGUUGCACAGUCGCAAGCCAGCAAUCAUCGACGAAUCUUCAGAAGGCUGAAGAAAUUUCCAGCAAUUCUCAAGAUAAAUAGAAGAGGAAGAAGUCUUUGAGGCAAGCUAGCGAGGUCCAAGAAUGGCUAGAAGAAGUUGCCGGCAUUCUCUGCUCAUCUUGCUGCCAUUGCUGCUUGCAAUGGUGCCUGAGUCCACGCAGCUGCAGUCGUCGCAGACAUGGUCGCUGCUCAAGAUCCAGCAGCUGCUCAACUACCCGCCCGUGCUCAGCACCUGGGCCAACCACACCGACUUCUGCUACGGCGGCGACUACAAGACCGCCUCCGCCUUCGUCGAGUGCUACGGCGACAGCGUCACGCAGCUCCACAUCAUCGGCCCCGGCGGCGCCGGCGCGCCUCCGCUGCCCAAGACCUUCAGCAUCGACGCCUUCUUCACGACGCUGUCCAGGCUGCCCGACCUCCGGGUGCUCACGCUCACCGGCCUCGGCCUCUGGGGCCCGCUUCCGGGGAAGGUGUCGCGGCUGGCGUCGCUGGAGAUCGUCAACAUCAGCGGCAACUACCUCUACGGGCAGCUCCCGGAGGGGCUGUCCCGGCUCGGCAACCUCCAGACUUUCAUCGCCGACGACAACAUGCUCUCCGGCGAGCUCCCCGGCUGGCUCGGCAAGCUGCCGUCGCUGGCCGUGCUCAGCCUCCGCAACAACUCGCUGCAGGGGCCACUGCCGGAGUCCGUCAGCGACAUGGGGUCGCUGCGGUCGCUGACGCUCGCGUCCAACAACCUCUCCGGCGCGGUGCCGGACCUGAGCGCGCUCAAGAACCUGCAGGUGAUCGACCUCGCCAACAACUCGCUCGGGCCGGCGUUCCCGCGGCUGGGGAGGAAGGUGGCCAGCGUCGUGCUCAGCGGCAACCGGUUCAGCGACGGGCUCCCCGGCGAGCUCAGCUCCUUCUACCUCCUCGAGCACCUCGACGUGUCGAGGAACCGGUUCGUCGGCCCGUUCCCGCCGACGCUGCUCGCGCUGCCGUCCAUCGAGUACCUCAGCAUCGCUGGGAACCACUUCACCGGGCUGCUCGCCGCCAACAUGUCCUGUGGCGAGAACCUCCGGUUCGUCGACGUGUCAUCCAACCUCCUCACCGGCAGCCUCCCGUCCUGCCUGACCAGGGCCCCCUCGAGCAAGCCCGACGAAUCCAAGGUGACGCUCGUCGCGGCGUCGAACUGCCUGUCCGCCACGGCCGGCGGCGACGUCGGCUGGCAGCACCCGUCCCUGUUCUGCCAGAACCAGGCGCUGGCCGUGGGCAUCGUGCCCGACCAGGCCCACAGCAAGAAGAGCGGCGCCAAGGCGGGCCUCGUGGCCGGCAUCGUCGCGGGCGCCCUCGCCGGCGCGGUGCUCGUCGGCGUGGCCGUCUUCCUCGCCGUGAGGAAGGUGACCAUGAGGCGCGCCAAGGCCAGGCCGCCCCGACGGCUGGUGGAGCACGCCUCCAGCGCGUACCCUUCGCAGUUCUUCGCCGACGCGCGUUACAUAUCGCAGACGGUGAAGCUGGGAGCUCUGGGCAUUCCGGCGUACAGAUCGUUCUCCCUGGUGGAGCUCGAGGCGGCGACCAACAACUUCGAGGUGUCCUGCCUCCUCGGACAGGAUGCUCACGGCCAGAUGUACCGGGGGACGCUGAGCAACGGGACGCCGGUGACGAUCCGGACGCUGCGGGUGAAGCGGAGCCAGACGUCGCAGAGCUUCAACCGGCACAUCGAGAUGAUCUCCAAGCUGCGGCACCGGCACCUGGUCAGCGCGCUGGGCCACUGCUUCGAGUACAACCUCGACGACUCCACCGUCACGCAGCUCUACCUCGUCUUCGAGUACGUGCAGAACGGCAACCUCAGGAGCAGGAUCUCGCAGGGAACGGAGGGGAGGAAGCUCCCAUGGGUGCAGAGGAUAUCGACCGCCAUCGGCGUGGCCAAGGGCAUCCAGUUCCUGCACGGAGGGAUCAUGCCGGGGCUGUUCGCCAACAACCUCAAGAUCACCAACAUCCUCCUGGACCAGAACCUCGUCGCCAAGAUCGGCAGUUACAACAUCCCCAUCCUAGCCGAGACCGCAAAAUCAGAGGGAGGAGGAGGAAGCAAGUAUCCAUCUGACAGGGUGCCCAACGGCGACAAGAUGGACAUCUACGACUUCGGCGUGAUCCUGCUGGAGGUGGUGACGGGGCGGCCCAUCACGUCGAUCCACGAGGUGGAGAUUAUGCGGGAGCAGCUGCAGUCGGCGCUGACGUCGGAGAGCCCGGCGCGGCGGCGGCUGCUGGUGGACCCGUCGGUGGGCCGCGCGUGCUCCGACGAGUCGGCGCGGACGGUGAUGGAGAUCUGCCUGCGGUGCCUGGCCAAGGAGGCGGCGCAGCGGCCGUCGGUGGAGGACGUGCUCUGGAACCUCCAGUUCGCCGCGCAGGUGCAGGACGACUGGCGCGCCGGCGACUCCCGGUCCCAGAGCAGCGAGGAGUCGCCGCUGUCGCCGUCGCAGAUCCCCAGGGCGUCCAACACGGCGCCGGCGGAUGCUGCCUAGCCUAGGUUGAAAGGACUAAGGAGGAGAACCAAGAACAUCGGUUUCGAUCAGGAGAAGCAGCAUGGAGCAACAAUUUUCGUUUGAUGAUGUUAAGUUCGGUUGAUCAGCACGGCUGCAUGGUAGAGAACUGAACAGAGUGGUGUCAGGCUAAGUGUAUAGCAGCUGCAGCUGAAGCUGGAAACUCAUACUACCCCAGGAUGUGUACAGAGCCUUCUUGGCCUUUUUUCCCCUUACUGUUUUUACCAUUUCUGUUUCUGUUUUCCCUUCAUGAAUCCGUUGACUUUGUAAUAACCACUGUGGCACUGGCACCGUGUUUGCUUUGACCCUUGGUGGGGUCUUUAGGACCAAGUAUAACGUCUUGUAACUGUAGCCCCUUUCCACUAUGAGCUGGAAGGCAAAACAAGGGAAAUACAUAGUGAUCUCAAACA
Messenger RNA from Panicum hallii, 4006 nucleotides. RefSeq names its product probable inactive leucine-rich repeat receptor-like protein kinase At3g03770. Gene Ontology annotation, molecular function: protein kinase activity; ATP binding; protein binding. Gene Ontology annotation, biological process: protein phosphorylation. The transcript is spliced from 8 exons. Bases 1164 to 3578 code for a protein of 804 amino acids. NCBI's taxonomy places the organism in Eukaryota, Viridiplantae, Streptophyta, Magnoliopsida, Poales, Poaceae. The record is from RefSeq and is a predicted model, not a curated record.